Messenger RNA from Selaginella moellendorffii, 675 nucleotides. RefSeq names its product platelet glycoprotein Ib alpha chain-like. The record is from RefSeq and is a predicted model, not a curated record. The transcript is spliced from 3 exons. Lineage: Eukaryota; Viridiplantae; Streptophyta; Lycopodiopsida; Selaginellales; Selaginellaceae. Bases 1 to 675 code for a protein of 224 amino acids.
AUGAAAAUCAGAAGGGCUGUGGUUGAGGACAAUGAUGAGCUGCUUCCGGUCAUUGAGCGGGCUCAGAAGAGGGGCUCGCCGUUGGCUCAAGUGCCUGAAAUCGCAAUUCCGUCUCAGCCUUACGCAGUUGCUAGACUCAUUGCUGCUCAAGAUAAAGACAAUACCGUUUUUGUGGCCGAGGUGACGAGAAAAUUCGAAUUUACUGUCCAAGAGCCUGUGGCUGCUCAAAAUUCUUCGGCUGAAGCUACACCAGGGAGUACACCGUUAAGCACACCAGCAAGCACACCAACUCCGGAAGUGACACAAAACCAAGCGGAGGCUCCUGCUGCUCCUUCUCCGGCCUCUUCGAAUUCUCCUGCUCCGUCUCCUUCUCCUGCUCCUUCUCCAGCUCCUGCUCCCCCAUCUCCUUCUCCAGUUCCUUCUCCAGUUCCGCAACAGGUCACUCAGCAGGUUACUGAUAUUGCUGAAAUGAAGGCUGAGGAAGCACCAAAAUUUCGAGUCGUGGAAGUCGACGUUCCUGUGGAGAUUACGAACGCGUUCCAAAUCAGCAUGCUUUGCAUCGAGGAAGAGUUUGAAAAUCAGGGCAUUGACUUCGUUAUGUCGGCUUUCGAGUCGGAUACAUCCGUUGCUCCGACUGUUUGCGAGAGUACCCUGCAGAUCUUCAAGGAAAAUUGA